GCAUGUGCGUCCUCUGACCCGCCAUAUUGAACUAGAAGGGUUUAUGUUGUAUUUGUGUGCAGGACGUUUGUACUGCAUUUGUUGAUUGUGUUGGAUUUUGUUGAUUGUUUAACUUAUUGCAUUCAAAAUGAGUGACAUCGAGCCGAAUAAGUUGAAGGUUGCUGAGCUUCGGGAAGAACUGAAGAACCGAGGGCUGGACACAAAAGGCACGAAGGUAGUGCUUGUGAAGAGAUUAAAACACGCUCUCAACAAAGAGAGCGGAUCAGAAGAUGCUAAUGAAUCUCUGGACACAUCGCAAGAAAUUGGUGAUGAAUCUUCCCAGGAAGGUAGUCAGAUUCAGGAAGAUCUGUCAGCUUCAGAAGCUGCUCCAGUAGCUGAGGCUGAACCUGAACCGGAACCCGAGCCUAUGCAGGAAGAAGCUCAGGUAGAAGCAGCAGCAGCCGAGCCUGAGGCUGAAGUUAAAGCAGUAGAGGCAACAGAUACUCAGAAUGGAGAUGAGGAGGCUGCUCCAGCAGACGAAAUGGCGGAGGAGUACCAGACCAUAGAUGAAACUUCACAAGAUGAUGGAGAGGAGGGCAAAGAUGAUGAACGUGGAUCGAAGAGGAAGAGGUCUAGAUCCAGAUCCCGCGAAAGGAAGAGGUCUCGUUCCCAUGAUCGAUCUCGCCGCUCACGGUCCAGGUCACGAGACAGGCAUAGACGCCCACCACCUGAGAUGGAUGAUGAUGGCUGGGAGACAGGUACAGAUUUCAAGUUGGACAGAUUUAACUGUGACUUGAAUAUGCGCAUUGAUGAGAAUGGUGUGAAGGCUCACCCUCUGACUGUGGAAGGGUUUGGCUUCAUGUGGGCAGGUGUGAGAACUAUGUACGCAGUUAACAAGGGCAAGCUUGCAUUUGAGGUCAAGAUUUUGGAGAACCUGAAUGUAGAACAUCUGCCAUCAGAGGAGUCCAAUCCCCAUGUGGUGCGUGUUGGCUACUCAGUGGAUGCAGCCUCUCUACAGCUUGGUAAGUACCUUGACCCAAAUAAGUGUGAAAUAAGGAUACAUGAUUCAUGGAUAUUUGUUCAAUGUUGCAUAUUUUUCCAGAUUCUCAUGAUGGUUGGUCUGCCAGGUGCUGGCAAAACCUACUGGGCUGAAAAACAGGCAAAGGGAAAUCUAGAUAAGAGGUACAAUGUGCUGGGUACCAACAACAUCAUUGACAAGAUGAAGGUUAUGGGUUUGCCUCGUAAGAAGAACUAUGCUGGGCGAUGGGAUGUCCUUAUUGACAAAGCAACAAAGUGCCUCAACAGGAUGAUUGAAAUUGCUGCUCGCAAAAAGCGAAAUUAUAUCUUGGACCAGACAAAUGUGUAUGCAUCAGCCCGGAGACGUAAAAUGCAGCCUUUUGAAGGUUUCCAACGCAAGGCGAUUGUGGUAGUACCUACUGAUGAGGAUUUCAAAACCCGCAUUGCCCAAAGGGAGAAGGAAGAGGGAAAAGAGGUGCCAGAAAAAGCUGUUCUUGAAAUGAAAGCUAAUUUCACAUUGCCAGAGACAGGGUCUCUGUUUGACAAUGUAGAGUUCACUGAGCAGGACAAGGAACAGAUUGAUCAGCUGGUUGAGAAGUACCGCAAGGAAGGCCAGGCAGCUCUCCCUCCUCCAGACAAGAGAUUCCGAGGGGACAGGUUCUCAGGUCGAGGUCGUUAUGAUAACCGUGAUCGUCGUGGUGGCUACGACCAUCGUGAUCGUGGUAGGGGAGGUUACCGUGGGGGAUAUGAUCGCAGAGGAGGUGGUGGUUAUGGAGGCUACAAAUCAGGCGGACGAUAUGAUGACCAAGAUAGAUCAGGAGGUCGACAGGCACAGUCAUAUGACCGCAGCUAUAACCGCAAUUACAACCAGGGAUCCUACCACAAGCAAGGCUCCUGGGGCAGUCAGGGGUCGUGGGGGAACCAGGGGUCAUGGGGCAACCAGGGAUCUUGGGGAAACAACAACCCUUCCAACUAUACCUGGGGUGGUUAUGGCCAGGGUUCAUCAAACCAGGGAUACCAACAGUGGGGUGGUCAAGGCAGCUGGGGACAGUACUGGGGUCAGGGUGGUGGCAGCAGCGGUAACUACAACAACCAGAACCAGCAGUACGGCAGCUGGGGCUAUGGCAACUACAGCAACAAAUAGUGGCUUCAACAUCACACCUAUAGUCAGUUUCCUUCUGUCACCAUUGCGCUGGUGUCAUGGAUGAGAUGAGUAGAAGAGACGCAAGAUUUGGUUGAUGGGUAUUUUUCCGCAACAGGCGUCAGGAGACAUGUGUUCAAGUCUGUUGUAUGAGGUACACAUCAACAUGUUUCUUCCUCUCGGCCAUACUCCUGAACCCACCAGACAGGGAUCAUGCAUAUCCUUGAUCAUUGAACCUGAACAUAUUUCUUUGAAUUUCUAAGUGUCUUCAUGUUACUGUUUUGGUGCAGUGUUGUGCUUGUUUAUCAACUGUAUAUAAAAUCCUGUCUGUUCCGUGAAGUAACACAAGGUUUUUGUAAAGGGAAAGAAUACAGGAAUGAAACAGUUUUGCAUCAGCUGUAGAAUGCAUUUAUCAAAGUCUUCAUGUAGAAGAUGGACAUUGUAGUCAUCAUGUUGAUAUUUCUUACACUUAAUCUUGUACUUGAGGUCAUUUGUCAUCUUUGUAGAUGUUCAUUUAUGUGAAUCAUGAAAACAAUCGAUUAUGUGCAUAAUUAGAGAUACUUUCCAUGGAAUCAGACCAUCACAGUAACUUCAUCAUCUUUUCCCAUAAGACAGGAGCAUGGUAAAGCAUAUUAAUUGUUGCCUGUCAUUGUACAAAACGUGUCAUAUCUUUUGUUUUAAACCAUCAUCCGAGCCGAACUGUGCAUUUUCUGAUUUCAUUCAGGAACAUUCAUAGAUUUUAUAAAAAUAUUUUAUUGUAAUUUUAUUUGAAUAUUUCUUGUUAAAUUGGCUUUGUUGUUAGUUUCCAACUAUGACAAUAGUCAGUGAGAAUAGAGCCGUGUAAUUAUAGGUGGAUACUUGGUAUUGUGUAUUAUGUACAUGGACAACUGAUGUGUUCAGCUGUUCCUGAGACUGACAUCUAGGAGCCAGAGCAACACUGAUCAGGAAACUGGGGAUGCGGUGCCAGAAAUUGCUGAACACGUCAGUUGGUGACCAGAUUUUAGUGGAUAUUUUAUGUUCAAAAUGCGUUACUUUAUAAAAACAUGUCUUCAUUGUUAAAUGAAUCUUUCUUGGAG
This is a messenger RNA of Haliotis rubra (blacklip abalone), 3213 nucleotides long. RefSeq names its product heterogeneous nuclear ribonucleoprotein U-like protein 1. The coding region runs from base 128 to 2140 and encodes 670 amino acids. The transcript is spliced from 15 exons. NCBI's taxonomy places the organism in Eukaryota, Metazoa, Mollusca, Gastropoda, Lepetellida, Haliotidae. The record is from RefSeq and is a predicted model, not a curated record.